CAUUUGUGAUUUCCGGUAGUUCACGCGGGACACGCCUCCUAGCGGCUGUUUACAUAUGCAAAUCAUCAACCAGGAAGUCUUCGCCUCGUAAACAAUUGCAAUUUCUGCAGAAUGUUCCGUCUACUGGAUAGCAAGACUGUUAAAGUAAGGAGGCAACUAACUUUUCAGCAGCCUAAGACAGUUAAAGUUAGAUGCCAGUAUGAUGCUGCCAAUUUGCAGCGUACAUUUGAUGCCACUCGCGAUGGAAUUUCAGUAUAUAGUGCAUCUCGUUUGUAUACAGUUCCGGAGUCAACUCUUCGAGACAGAACAAGGGGUAAUGUUCCUGUCCAUGCCAAGCCCGGUAGAGAGACGCUUUUGCAGUGACAUGUGGCAGAAAAACUAAGAGUGAUAGACCUCUUAGUGACAACUGGUUUUAUGGGUUUCUAAGGCGAUGGCCCGAGGUUAAACUUGCCAAACCCCAGAAGCUAUCCAUGCUGAGAGCACAAUAUGCCUCCCGCGAAGCACUGCGUUCCUACUUUAAGGAGCUGGCCACUAUUUUGACAUUUAAUGAACUGAGAGAGAAUCCAGAAAGGAUCUACAACAUGGAUGAGACUGGGAUCAGUACUGAGCAUGCCCCUCCUAAGAUCGUCUGUGACUCCACUUCCCAACCACAAGCAGUAACAUCGCCAAGAUCUUCCACAGUUACCGUUAUCGGUGGUGGUAAUGCCAUUGGUAACCACAUUUAACUCUAGUUGAAUGGGCCAAGAAGCACAACGUCAUUUUGUUUGUCCUGCCACCACAUACCAGUCAUAUCACCCAGCCUCUGGAUGUUGCAGUGUCCGGGCCCUUUAAAUCUAUGUACAGCAGGGAAUGUCAGUUGUAUCUUCAACGGAAUCCAGGUGUGAAAAUCACCAAAUACGAGGUUGCCAAGCUCACAGCCAAACCAUAUUUGAGGGCAAUGUCUCCAGAUAAUUUGGCGUCAGCUUUCCGGAAAUCUGGGAUUUAUCCUUUUUCCAACAAGACUAUUGAGGAUCUGUCCGUAGCACCUGCAACUAUAUAUCCUCACUCAGACAAAGGAAAUCAGGAAAAUGAAGCACCUCUGGAUGCUCCACCUUUGGAAUCCACGCAUGAAACCCCAGGUAGCCGUUCAGAUGUUACACCACCAGUUCAGGUUCCUUCAGCUUCCAGUACAAGCCAGUUUCUUCAAGAGAGGAGGAUCACAAAAGUCUUCUGUAAACCUAAAAAAAAAAUUUGUGCCACCGUUCCUGACUGGAAAUCUUCUGAAGCAAAAAAAUGUUGAAAUUAUGCAGUCCUCAAAAAGCACAAAAAAGCUACAGAAUCAAACUAACAUUCCAGCAAAAAGUACACAUUUGAAGAGAUCUGCUACUACUUCGACUAAACGCGCUGCCUGUGUCAAGCAUUCCAAACCUACAACUCCUCAGCCAGGUCCAUCUUCAUUUUGGGUUUCAUCUCCUGAUGUGUCUGAUGAUGAUUCAGAGAACUGCUGUGUUUGUGGCAAGAACACCCCACCAGGACUAAGGUCGUGCCCUUAUCUGGUGAUUCUCAAGUGGGCUCAGUGUGACAAAUGUCAACACUGGACACAUCUGUCAUUUUGUGCAAAUACCACAUUUGUAAGGCGUCAUGGUGAAUUCUAGUGCCCCCACUGUGUUUAAACUGUUUCCUUGGUGACUAUUUAACUGUUAACCUAUUUGCUCCAUUGUUCUAGAUUUUGCGAAAUUUCGGGACUACUGAACUUUUUAUGCAUUUUCUUCCUUCAUGCUGUCUUUGCACUUGUCUGGAUGAAUCACGAAGUCUGGCAUCAUCAUACUUUGUGGCAGGUAAAAUGGUCAGGAAAGAAGGACACAUGGAAACAGAGCAUGACCUGCAACAGCCUCAAAAUUCAUUUAACAGAGCACAAGCAACAGAUGAAGAAACAGGGAUGGAUGCAGCACAGGGCCCUGAAAUAGUUGGUUUUAUGGAAACUGAUCAAGCUCAGAGUAGAGCAGAUGACAGUGCACUUGGUUAUUCCACCGACACCUCAGCAAGUUCUCAAGAGCCCAACAUGGAACAUGUGUACCAACCUACGACUGAGGACUACACUCGUUGCAUGGCGCUGACUAUCAUUUCCAUAGCUGCUUAUAUGUAUAUGUGUGUGAGGAGGAGGGUCGAAAUACCCUGGCAACCCCCGAAUGGCAAUAAUGACAAUGAGGUUGAAAACUUUGCAAUUAACUAUGAUAAUGCAUCACAAGAAGAAACGGGUUAUUGGUCCCUUGACGAAGAUUUCAAUCCCUUCGACGAAGAGUAGUCAAAAUGCACACUUGAUGGAGCAAUACACCUGGGCAUACAUGUAUGUCUCUCAUCCUUUAAGUUUGCAGAUUUGAAUAUUGCAAUUAAACUACCUCCUAUAUGUAUCUACCUCAGAUAAUCUAUUUUCUUUAGAUUUCUACCGCAUUGAAAUGAGUAAUUCAAUAAAUAAAUCUGAACGUUC
Messenger RNA from Haliotis rufescens (red abalone), 2467 nucleotides. RefSeq lists its product as uncharacterized. NCBI's taxonomy places the organism in Eukaryota, Metazoa, Mollusca, Gastropoda, Lepetellida, Haliotidae. The coding region runs from base 1739 to 2284 and encodes 181 amino acids. The record is from RefSeq and is a predicted model, not a curated record. The transcript is spliced from 6 exons.